Messenger RNA from Sabethes cyaneus, 573 nucleotides. Its product is annotated as cuticle protein 12.5-like. NCBI's taxonomy places the organism in Eukaryota, Metazoa, Arthropoda, Insecta, Diptera, Culicidae. The record is from RefSeq and is a predicted model, not a curated record. The transcript has a single exon. The coding region runs from base 1 to 573 and encodes 190 amino acids.
AUGUUCAGAUUGGUGGUGUUGUCCGUUGUCCUGGCCGUUGCCGCUGCUGCUCCUUCCGCUACCGUGAUUGCUUCGGCACCACUGGCCUACACCUCGUAUGCCGCUGUUCCAGCUGUUGUCGCGCAGAAGGAAAUCGCCUAUCAGAAGAGCAUCAUUGAGGAGCCAGCUAUUGCUCACGUCGGUAACAUUGAGAAGAAAAUCCCGACCGGAUUCUCGCACCAGAGCUUCACCCAGUACCACAACAAGCAGGUCGCCGAGGAAGUUUUCGCCCCAGCCGUCAAGAAAACCAUCGUCGAAACUCCAGUGGAGAAGACCACCUACCACACCGUAAACACCCCGGCCCUCCACACCACUUAUGUCCAGCCAGCCCCGGCUGUGGCCUACGCCGCUGCUCCCAUCGCGAAGGCUGCCUACGUUGAAGCCGCUCCAGCUCUGACCUACGCUGCCGCUCCAGCAUACACCGCAUACGCUGCCGGUCCGGCCUACGGCUAUGCCGCUGCUCCCUACACUUACGCGGCCAGUUAUCCAUCCAUCUACAGCGGAUACCCGUGUACGCCAAGCACUGAGCAGUAG